Molecule: messenger RNA, 4339 nt
Organism: Anopheles arabiensis
Lineage: Eukaryota; Metazoa; Arthropoda; Insecta; Diptera; Culicidae
Exons: 8
Coding region: 1137-3923 (928 amino acids)
Source: RefSeq, a predicted model, not a curated record
GAGUAUUCUCUCGCAAACGCCCGCCCCAGCCGGACGUGUGUGCGUGUGUGGACCAGUGCGCGUAGCGUCGCCCUUCGGCCGUGUGCGGGUUUGUUUUGGGUAGCGCCCUUCAUCACAGAGGGGUUAAUUGAGCCAAUGUAAUUUGGCUACAAUACAACAGUGCGAUAUAGUGUGUAACUUACCCCGAAAACUCCCCAUUGUGCAUCGGAGAACGUGUUCAUUGUGUGUCAAACCAAAACAAUCAAAAAACGGUGCCCACUUUCACUCCGGAAGAUUAUUGUUUUUUUGUUGUUGUUGCUGCAGCCUGCUGUGUUGUGUGUUUUUUUUUUCUAUCGCUGCUCACGCGGCUGUCACUGGAAUUGAGGUUGGAUGUGUUCCGUGCCGCGGGUGUGUCGCUGUGUGUGUGUGUGAACGGCAACAUUGUGCAUCGAGCUGAAUCAAACAUCAGUUUGUUUUUGCCACUUUCGAGGUGAAAUAGUGUGUAAUUGCAUGACUUACCCAGGCGGUGGUACAGAACAAUCCGCCACAGCGGUGUUAGACAGAGUUUGUUGUUUUUUGGAGCAGAGCUUGGGGCGUUCUGUUUAUAGUUCGGCGUCGCCAAUUGCCACGGCCGCCGGAAACGGUCGAUUUUACAACGAGGCCAGCAGCAGCACCAAACCCACAGCAAACACUUGGUGCCGAAGGUGUGUCAUUCUUGGUUCUCGAUUCCCUCGGGCCCAGCUGCUUCGCUGUCUGUCCUCAGCCGCAUUGUGUUAGAUGGUGGUGGUGGUGGUCAUUCGAAACCUUACCCUUUUCCUGUGCGUGUGUGUGUGUGGUUUCCUCCCGUCCGCGGGUGCAUUUGUCUGCCCCCCAAAACCUGCCCGCUUUUGGAGGAAAAUGAAAAGCACUGACGGUGAUGGGCAGAUGGGUUCGAACCCUGUUGUAGCCAGCUUAUCAGCGCCUUAACACGAAACGGUACCACUGAAAAAGGAAAACGCAAGAACAGCCUGCUGUGGUGGAACACCAGGAACAGCUGUCAAAAAAACAGAAAAAACGCAACAAGUUUGUGCACCGACCAACCGGCACCGGAAAAAGUAGAACACAACCAUAUACACACACACAAACACACCCAUCAGUUCGCGGCUUGACCGAUAGCGAUGGCCCAUUUUUCGCUCACCGAAAUGCCGACCGACCUGAAGGUGACGGAUACGUUCCCGAAGAGUGGCCGCGUAACGGAGGUUUGCAAAGAAUGGCUCGUGCGGGAGGAUGGUGCCUUAGCAUAUCAGCUGCAGAACCAAGAGAUUAACGAACACUACAAGGGUAACAAACAGCGCAACCAAAUCGUGCGGCAGGACUUCCCCACCGCCCUGUCCGAGCAAAUCCGGGAGAAGGAGGAUGCGGAGCGGCAGGCAGCACUGUACCAUCAGAUGAUAAACGAGCAAGAGGAGAUGGACGCAAAGGUGGCACGCGACAUUGCGGACCAGCUCAACCGGGAGGCGCAACUGAAGCGUCAGAUGGAGCUGCAACGAGGCGAACUGUUGGCCCGCAAGCUGCAAGAGCAAGCCGUGCUGGGAGAUCGUAGACAUCCGCCCGGAGUGGCGGGAAGUUCCGGCAGACAUCCACCGUCCGCGCAGGAGCAAAACGCAUUCCCGCUUCCACCCCGUGCGCAUCCAAAGCCAAAGCCCGGACCGGCCACGAACGGCAACCAGGAGCACGCGGGAAGCUCCCACUUUAUGGCGCAUUCGCCACCGCCGUCCGCAGCGCAGCAAAGCAACGAGCCGCCGGGUCUGCAUUACGCCUCGUUGGACCUGAACGCCCCGAAACGUCCGCCACCGCAGCCCGUGUUUCAGAAUGGCCGGGCCGUACCGCUAAGUCCGCCUCACCAUGCCGCCACCGGGUAUCAGGAGCGGCUGGAAGUGUUUCCGCCUCCACCGCCGCCGCCAGCAGCAGCUGCAAACUUCAACCAGUACUCGGACGACGAGGAACCGGUCAGCGGGGGACAGUACGCCAACGUAAACCUGCACUCGCACACGCCGGAGAAGAAGCAACCGCAACAGGCGCCACCGUACCGGCAGCAGCCGGGUCGCUCGUUACAGCAGCAAGCGGCCGAUCUCGUCGAAAGCAUCCGGCCGUACGAUGUGCCGCUGUCGAACGAUGACUUUUCGUACCAGUAUCCACUGCCACCGACGGUGAACAACAUUUCCGCCCCUUCGGGCAGUAGAGCUGGUGGUGCAGUGCGGUACGGAGGUAAUAAUAAUAAUAUUAUCGUCCCCACGACGACGGAGGCCGACUAUCAGAACAAUACAAACUUUAACAAAAUGUCGCCGGAAAAGUACGUGGCGCCGGCUGUGUCAUCGAGCCGUCAUGUCGCUCCCGAGGGUUACGGGCGACGAAACGAAGCUCCACCGCUGCAGCGAACGUCCGCCAACCCCAUCAACUACAAUCUGUACGAUGAUGACGAUAUUGAUGAGGCGCUGGCAGGCACGAGCGGGACGUUUACGGCGACGCCACUCAAUCAGCUGGGGCUGCCGGUUGAGGCGGGACCGAGCGGCCGGUACGCGAAUGGUGGAGCGACGCCGAAGACGGGUCACUCGCAUCACAACCACAACCACAACCACCAUCAUGGUGGUGGUCAUUCGCAACAGCACGGAAGCGGAGGUGCGAGUGCGAUCUACCAGAACCAGCCUCAUUCGUCGCACGCUUCGCCGAGCCACUCGAAAGCGAGCAGCUACGACAAGACGGAUCGGAUCCGGACGCUGCAGGAGCUUGGGCUGGCGCCGGACGAGAUCCAGGAGAUCGAUAUGCGGCUCGAGCAGGAGCUGCGCGAUGCGGAACUGGCCCGCAAGCUGCAAGAGGAGGAAGGCGGCACCGUCGAUCAGGAAUUCAUCGAUCGUAAGGUAGCGAUGGAGGCGCAAGACAAAGAGCUCGCCAAAAUGCUGCAGGAGCGUGAACGGGCCAAGGCAAAGCGAGCUCGCGAGAAGGCCCGACUAAAGAAGGAGCAACGGCUGCAGCAACAAAAGCAGGAGCAACGAGCGGAUGGCACCGUAUCGGAGGAUGACCCGGGUGCCGUUGGAGAAAUUGUUGCUGCUGCUGACCCAAACGCCGAUCCGGAUGCGAUCGUUGACGCUUCCUACUCCAACCCGAUCGAUAUGCUGCAGCAGCAGCAACAGCAACAGCAAAGGCCACCAAAGCUGAUCUCCCCGACCGGCUCUGCCGCCGGUGCGAGAGGAUAUUACGGCGCACCGGUGCCAGUACCGACGACGGACCAUCCACUGCACAACCAUCGCCAGCAGGGAAGCAUUUCAUCGCACGGCUCGGGCUCUGGCAGUAUCGGUAACGGUGGACAGCAGCAGGCAAACCAGUUCGCAGGGCCAAUCAGUGACGAAAACUACUCCAACCCGGUCGACAUGAUUAAGCAGCAGAAGCAGCAACAGCAGCUACUGUUCCAGCAGCAACAGUUGUUACAGCAGCAGCAGCAGCAGCGUGGUGGACCGAACCUGAAGCUGUCCGCGAACGUGCAGCGGUUAAUUGAGAAUGGGCGCAAGGACGAUGAAAUCUAUGUGCUGCCCGUUUCGCAGGAAGACCAUCCGCCCAUGGAGCUGCCCCAGUCGCAGCGUACGCCACCGAGAGGUUCGAUGCAUCCGGCCAACGGUGGGCGGCACGUGUCAUCGCCUGGGUCAAGGAAUCAAUACCUGGACGAUAACAUCGCUGCAAAGAUUGAUCCAACCUUUGGCAGUGGUGCCGGUGGCAUGGGACACUCUCCAACCUCCACCGGGACGUCCUCUUCCGCCGCAAACGCAUCGCAACCAGACAUACUUGAAUUCUCCGACCCCGGGUCCUCUAGUCCAGUGCCGCCACCGUACAUGCCGAUACAGGGUACACGCCGAACGAACGCGCCCGAUGGCAAGAAGCGCAAGUCGAAGGAACGCUGCGCACAGCAAUAAGCGACUGGAAUUGAUGACGCACGGGAAUGACGUACAUCAAACACUGCCCUUUUGCCCCGCGCAGGAGUACCGAGGAUGUAUCGAACCGCAUUUAUUUUGCCAGGCCGUGCUGCACUCAGAAGCCGGCAGUAUGUUGUGUGGAGUAUUUAAUUGCUAAAGCAACCCAGAGAAGGGAGCCUUUUGCAAGUUGGCAGCGCCGUGGUUUAAGCCUUAAGUUGUGCUUAACGUGUUUUGUGUGGUAUGAUUUUAAAUCUCACCAGCCUCACCUAAUAUUUAUCGAACGUUGUGGAUCGGCGGGAGAAGGAGCGAUGAUGGUCAGAGCGUACCGUGUUUUGGUGCUCCGGCUUCGGCUCAGUGAAAUAUAUGUGUUUUAUUUUUUCUCUUUUGUAAUAAAAGCAAUGAGUUGAUAUACAAAG